UUUUCUGUGCCGGUCUUUCCUUGAAUUGGAACUGGGAGGGGGAAUCCCUUGAUUUUGGGGUGUAUAAAUUAAACGAGAUGGUUGGUCCUAAAACAGCUUCCCGAAACGAAGACUGCAUCAGCGACUGCAAUGCCCUCUGCGCAGCGAUCCCGCGCUUUGCCUGUGCUGCUGCUGUUGCUGUCAGCCACCGCGUUACACGUGACAGGAGCGCCGUGUUCCAGCCCCGGCGGUGACACCUUAGAAAUCUCCGGAGACGAACUCCCCGACGCCCUCAAAACCUCUGCAUCCACAAAAUGGAAACCGCUGACCUAUCUGCUAAUUUGCGAGGUCAACAGCCUAUGCGACCAGUUCGUCGAAGAGUUUGGUGUACCAAAAGACAGCGUGUCCGAUUUUAAGCCUGACCAGCUGGAGCUGCCGCGGGACUGCUCUUCCCCAAACUUCAGCAAGGAGAACUACUUGUUGCGCAUCUCCAGGGGACUGGAGCGGCACAUGGUGUACUUGCAGUUCGUGGAGCGGGAGUGCUCAAAGCCCGGCAAAGUUUCUCACAUUAGGUUGCGAACGAAGGCGCUGGCUGAUCACGUCAUGGAGCUGAUGAACAAUUCAAAGCGCGCGCAGGGGUUGAACUCGGAAGUGCGCGACCAGCUGCUGAGCGACUUGAACGCAGCCACCGCGUGGCAGAAGAAAAUUACGGUGCCCGUGCUUCUGCGGGACUACCGGACCUUCUUGGAGAAUACCUUAAGAGCGUUGCGUUGCAUAGAGGAUCGCGCAAGGAAGAAGAAUGGGCCCAAUGCGUAAAUGUUUUUUUCAUUAGACCUCAAGAAUUUCUUGGUUUACAAGUCAAGUUUUUGUAAAAUAUGUCAUAUUUUAAGUAUUUACUAUGUGGAAUUAUUUAAAAUAUCGGUGUACCUGUAAUACAGAUCAAUGUACUGUCGUAUCAACUAAAAGGUAUCUAAAGUCUCAAAUUAUAACAACAUAUCAGAAGCAUUUUUAUACUAUACUUGGGAUUUUAAUCUUGAUGAGGAUGUUGUUUACUAUUUAUUAAUUUUAUUUAAAAAGGUGGAUUCCAUUAUUUAUGUAAAGUGUAAUUUAUUUGAGUAUUUAUUCUGGGACUGUAAAAUUGACAAUAGAUUCUGCUGUGUAAAAUGAACAAAACUUUCAGGGAAAUAAAUGAAGUGUAGAAGGUCAA
Anguilla rostrata (American eel) is the source of this 1186-nucleotide messenger RNA. Its product is annotated as interleukin-6-like. The record is from RefSeq and is a predicted model, not a curated record. Gene Ontology annotation, biological process: immune response; T-helper 17 cell lineage commitment. Gene Ontology annotation, cellular component: extracellular region. Gene Ontology annotation, molecular function: interleukin-6 receptor binding; cytokine activity. The transcript has 5 exons. Lineage: Eukaryota; Metazoa; Chordata; Actinopteri; Anguilliformes; Anguillidae. The coding region runs from base 130 to 795 and encodes 221 amino acids.